Molecule: messenger RNA, 945 nt
Organism: Orycteropus afer afer
Lineage: Eukaryota; Metazoa; Chordata; Mammalia; Tubulidentata; Orycteropodidae
Product: olfactory receptor 52K1-like
Exons: 1
Coding region: 1-945 (314 amino acids)
Biological process (GO): G protein-coupled receptor signaling pathway
Cellular component (GO): membrane
Molecular function (GO): olfactory receptor activity; G protein-coupled receptor activity
Source: RefSeq, a predicted model, not a curated record
AUGUCAGCCUCCAAUAUCACCUCAACCCAUCCAGCUGUCUUCUUGUUGGUAGGGAUGCCAGGUUUGGAGCACCUGCACAUCUGGAUCUCCAUUCCCUUCUGUUUUGCCUACACACUGGCCCUUUUGGGCAACUGCACCCUGCUCUUCGUCAUCCACUCUGAUGCAGCCCUCCAUGAGCCCAUGUACUUCUUUCUGGCCAUGUUGGCAACCAUUGACCUGGUCCUCUCCUCUACGACACUGCCCAAAAUGCUUGCCAUAUUCUGGUUCAGGGAUAGAGAGAUCAACUUCCAUGCCUGCCUGGUUCAGCUGUUCUUUCUCCAUUCCUUCUCCAUCAUGGAGUCAGCAGUGCUAUUGGCCAUGGCCUUUGAUCGCUAUGUGGCCAUCUGCAAACCACUGCACUAUACCACAGUGCUGACCAGGCCCCUAAUCACCAGGAUUGGCACGGCUGCUGUGGCCCGGGCUGUGACACUGAUGACUCCACUCCUCCUUUCACUCAAGCGCUUCCACUACUGCCGAGGCCCAGUGAUUGCCCAUUGUUACUGUGAGCACAUGGCUGUGGUAAGACUGGCCUGUGGAGACACUAGCUUUAAUAAUAUCUAUGGCAUGGCUCUGGCCAUGUUUAUUGUUGUUCUUGAUCUGUUGUUUGUUAUCCUAUCUUAUAUCUUUAUUCUCCGGGCAGUUCUACAGCUUGCCUCUCGGGAGGCUCGCUACAAAGCAUUUGGGACAUGUGUCUCUCACAUAGGUGCCCUUCUAGCCUUCUACACACCUGCUUUUCUCUCUUCAAUCAUGCAUCGUGUGGCCCACCGGCCUGCCCCCCAUGUCCAUAUACUUUUUGCCAUUUUUUAUCUGCUUUUCCCACCCAUGGCCAACCCCAUCAUCUAUGGUGUCAAGACCAAGCAAAUUCGUGAGCGAGUCAUAGGAUUAUUUUUGAAAAAGGAUGUGUAA